CAUUUUAAUCUUUGACGCUCCCCUAAACUCGUAAACGAAGCUCAAUGCCGUCAACACGAUAAUGCAUUCAAAAUAAACAAAGAGAAAGCAGAGAAAAAAAUAUUUUCACUGCAGUCGUUAUCCAAACAUCGUUGUAGCCACGUCGCUAAAGAACCAGAGUUUAUCUCGUAGUCAGCGAAAAUGAUCACUGUGACAUGUAUUGCACCCGUUAACAUAGCAGUUAUUAAAUAUUGGGGAAAGCGUGACGAGGAUUUGAUUUUACCACUGAAUGACUCGGUUAGUGCUACGUUAUCCACGGACCAUCUGUGUACCAAAACAACAAUUAGCACGUGUGCGAGCUUCACAGAGAACAGAAUAGUUCUUAACGGAAAGACAGAAUCGUUCGAAAAUCCUCGUUUGUUACGAUGCCUUCAAGAAAUCAAGAAACGGGUCGCAUCUUCGGAAAGCGGCAAGAAGGAUAUUUUAAACUGGAAAGUUCAUGUACAGACGGAAAAUAAUUUUCCCACUGCCGCUGGGCUUGCCUCAAGUGCCUCAGGUUACGCUUGUUUAGUGUACACAUUAGCUCAUUUAUAUGGUAUCGAAAAGGACGAAAUAUCAUCUAUCGCUCGCCAGGGCAGUGGAUCGGCGUGUCGGAGUUUGUACGGUGGAUUCGUCCAGUGGCGCAAAGGAGACCUGCUGGAUGGCAGCGAUUCCAUUGCCGUUCAGUUGACGGCCCAUGAUAUUUGGCCAGAGAUGCGAAUCGUUAUCUUGGUGGUGAAUGACACCCGCAAGAAGACCAGCUCGACGAGUGGAAUGUCUACCAGCGUGAAAACUUCCAAACUGCUCAAAUAUCGGACAGAAUCCUGUGUUCCAAAACAUACAAGAGUAUUGGUGACGGCACUCAACAACAAAGACUUUCAAACGUUCGGACGAAUUACGAUGCAAGAUAGUAACCAAUUCCAUGCCGUUUGCUUGGACACUUACCCACCGUGCGUUUACAUGAAUGAUGUUUCACAUGAAAUUGUUAAUAUGGUGCAUCAGUUUAACGAUCUGAAGAACGAGAUUCGGGUGGCUUACACAUUCGAUGCUGGUCCGAAUGCCUGUCUCUAUCUGUUGGAAAAGGAUGUUCCGGAACUGCUGGCGGUGGUAAAUCGAGUCUUUCCUAACGACAAACUGGGAAGUCCAGAGUAUAUUAAAGGAAUAUCAGUUGACGUGAACGAUCUGCCUGAAGCUAGUGAAUCGUUCAGUCCAAACCAAAAUAACCUCAUUAAAUAUAUAAUCAACACAAAGGUGGGCGAAGGUCCCAAACGUGUAAUUUGAUAUUAUAAACUCAAGAUACGGCAAUGCAAAAGUUAAGCUUAGGUGAUGGAUGUUUGAUCAAAGGAUUUCUUUCGUACUAUAAUAUAUUUAAUAAAAAGAAAAAAGUUUACAUUCCUUGGA
Molecule: messenger RNA, 1419 nt
Organism: Toxorhynchites rutilus septentrionalis
Lineage: Eukaryota; Metazoa; Arthropoda; Insecta; Diptera; Culicidae
Gene: Mvd
Product: diphosphomevalonate decarboxylase
Exons: 6
Coding region: 181-1299 (372 amino acids)
Biological process (GO): isopentenyl diphosphate biosynthetic process, mevalonate pathway; isoprenoid biosynthetic process
Cellular component (GO): cytosol
Molecular function (GO): ATP binding; diphosphomevalonate decarboxylase activity
Source: RefSeq, a predicted model, not a curated record